Molecule: messenger RNA, 1277 nt
Organism: Caenorhabditis angaria
Lineage: Eukaryota; Metazoa; Nematoda; Chromadorea; Rhabditida; Rhabditidae
Source: the annotation of a GenBank genome assembly
AUGGUUGGAUGUCGAGUGAUGUGAGUUUCAUUGGAAAAAAUAAGUCCGCAUUAGUCUAGAUCAUCCACAAAUUAUGUAAAUGACUUCUGGGUAAUGUAAAUUAAACAUCCAGUGAUUUUCGAACCAGGGUUUCUAUUAUACAGUACCUGGGUUGCUAAUCUACAGUACCAGGGUUUCUAAACACUUUUUUGUGCCCCCAUCAAUCAAUGGGUGGGGGCACGAAACCACCUGGUGGGUGCGAAAAAUGGGGUGGGGGCGUAAAACGUACAUUUACCAAAAAACUAAUAUGAGCAAUGCUCCAAACAUCCAAAAAAUCACAAAAAUAUUUUUUUUCAGCAAGUUUGAGAAGUUUCAAAGCAAAGAAUUGAAUGCUCAUCUAAUGCCACAAAUUCGAAAACUGAACAAGAUCGAUAUUGCCUUUUCGUUGGCCACUACCGGCAAAUUCAGAGAACGCGUAUGUUUGAAAUAAAUACAAUUUGGAAUUAUCAGAGAAAUUUGCAGAUCAAUUAUUUGAUGAUCUUGUUAUCAAUGAACCCAUGGGCUGAAAAAAUCAAGAUUAUUCGAGACCAAAAUAUUAGUAAAGGAAAGACAAUAAAUCCCGCUAAAUUGAAUGAAAAUCAAUUUGUAAUGGUUUUUGGAGGAUUUGCCACGGUGAGUUCUUCGAAAACAUCAUUUUUUAUAUAAAUCUUAAUUUUUCAGCCCAUAAAUUACGAUGUUUACUCAAUGUUCGCUAACGCUCACAUGAGAAUGUUGACAAUUGCAGUGUGCAACUUCAACUUCCCCCUUCCGAACACCAUGGCUAAUGCGAUUACAACAAAAUUCGGAGUCAAUCCCAUUGAGACUAUCUCGAAGUUACAAAAAUUGGUGAAAUAAAUCGCGAAUGGUGUUCUGUUCAAUAAAUCCAAAAUAACCAGAACAACUGCGGUAUGUUUCCAAAAAUUAAAGAAAAAAAAUGUGAAUCUAUUGUUAUGGUUUCAGAGAUUCAAUAAGAUACAAAAUGAUGAAAGAUUAGAUCAAUUGAAAGAGCAAGGUGUUAACAGAACAACAGCUAUUGAAUAUGUAUUCAACAACAAAACAAUUUUGGACGGUGAAUAUGAACUGAUUAUGUGAGUUUAACAACAAAAACACACAAUUCUCCGAUUUUGAAAAAUAUAACUCGUUUAAGGUCAUGUUCAUGGAGAUCAACACUUGCUGAAAUUAACGAAAAGCGAAGAGUUUUAGAGGGAGAAAAGGAAGACGAAUAUCCCACAGAUCUCGAAACGGAUGAUGAAGAGUGA